AUGUAUAACGUGGCACAUCACCAGUUAUCAAUUUACAGGUUCUGUAGUUCCAACGUUGCGGGAAAUGGUUCUCAUGACCGUAGCAGUUACUUGAAAUUUCUUAGUUCUUUAGGAAAAGGAAGGCAAUGGCAAGCAUGCAGAAACAACAUUCUUGAAUAUCCCCACGCUCCAGCUUUGCUCCACUUUUAUCUUUUCGGCACCAUAGGGAUACCGGCGCUGUCAUAG
Messenger RNA from Tuber melanosporum (Perigord truffle), 225 nucleotides. RefSeq lists its product as uncharacterized. Bases 1 to 225 code for a protein of 74 amino acids. The record is from RefSeq and is a predicted model, not a curated record. The transcript has a single exon. NCBI's taxonomy places the organism in Eukaryota, Fungi, Ascomycota, Pezizomycetes, Pezizales, Tuberaceae.